AUGCCGAAAGAACUGAGAGUAAUCGAGCCAUACCGCACCCGCUUCUCAUCCAACCGCCACUCCAACGGAGCUGCACCCAGCUACGGAAACAGGGGGACAAAACUUUUGGAGGAUUUGAAGUUUGAGCACCAGAGAGAGCUUGAAAGACAAUCCCUAAAAAAAUUUGAUCUCUUCAUCGGAGAGUUUGAACUGAAGUCUGUACUUCAUAAAGGAAGUUUUGGAGUGGUUCUUCUAGUAAAGAAACAAUCCGAUAAAACUCUCUAUGCCAUAAAGCUGGUGAACAUAUCCAGAUCGGAUUACACGCAGAUACUGAACGAGAAGUUAGUCUUGCAGAAAAUAUCAACCAAAGGGUGUUCAUUUCUUGUGAAGGUUUUUGACUACAUACUUGUCAAUGGUUACGUGGGAUUCGUGAUGGAGUACAUCCCUUCGAUAUCCCUGGCCUCACAGGUAAACCUCGCAAAAAAGUUUUCAGAGGUCAAGGCGGUUUUUUAUAGCGCUUGCAUUCUGAGUGCAUUGCAGUAUCUCCACUCAAUAUACAUCUUCCACAGAGACAUAACACUGCGGAAUAUACUGGUAGAUGGAUCGGGAUACAUCAAGCUGGUGGAUUUUGGUGUGAGCCAGUAUAGGCCACCUGAUAGACUAUCAACUGGUCGUAGAUCAACUUUAAAGAUGGACCAGCUGAUCGACUUCGAGGACCUUGGAAGGUGCACAUGGGAACUACUGACAGGGGAGUUCGUGAUGACCGCGCCUGAUUAUUCGAGGAAAAACUCUUCACUGUCGAGCAAUUCUUUGAAGUACUUCGAGUUGAUCUUUCCAAAGCAUAGAGUCACUACGUUGGCCUCAUCAGAAAACAUGAUUUCAGCCCUACUUGUCCACCCGUUCUACAAAACUAUAAACUGGGAUGAUCUUAAAACUAGGAAGAUCAAACCUCCGUUCGUAUUGAAAAUACAGUUAAUUCAGAUGCAGCGCAAAGUUCUUAAUAUACUAAGUAACAAAAGUAACCUAACCUUAAUCUGGAUCCCUAGUCGCAUUGGAAUCGAAGGUACCGAAAGAGUAGAUCAAUUACCAUCACGUGCUCACUUGAACUCUCCAUCGACCCUUCUAAAACCACAUCACAACAUAAGAGUGAAGACAAACGACCUUACAUAUGAAAAAUGGCAAAAGGAAUGGAACAAGAUAGCAUUUUUCUCAAAGAAGUUUUGA
This is a messenger RNA of Helobdella robusta, 1203 nucleotides long. RefSeq lists its product as hypothetical. The record is from RefSeq and is a predicted model, not a curated record. The transcript has 9 exons. Bases 1 to 1203 code for a protein of 400 amino acids. Gene Ontology annotation, biological process: protein phosphorylation. Gene Ontology annotation, molecular function: protein kinase activity; ATP binding. NCBI's taxonomy places the organism in Eukaryota, Metazoa, Annelida, Clitellata, Rhynchobdellida, Glossiphoniidae.